AUGGAGGAUUGGAGAGUAACUAUUAAAGAUUUUGAGCGUCAAGAGUUGGUGCAGAGAUUGAUGCAUUUGUUAAAGCAUGAAAAAGAUGAUGGAAAUCUAUUUGAAAGAGCUAACAAUCUAGAGAAAAAGAUUUUUGAUAUGAAACAUGAUUCUCAGAGACAGCAACAGCAGCAACAACCACAACCAAUGCAAGCUCAACAGCCGCAACAACAACAGACUUUACAACAACAGCAACCUAUGCAACAGCAACAGCCAAUGCAGCAACAACAGCAACAACCUAUGCAGCAGCAGCCUAUACAACAACAACAACAACAACAACAACAACAACCUAUGCAGCAGCAACAACAACCUAUGCAACAGCAACAACAACCAAUGCAACAACAACAGUUUCAAACACAACAGCAACCAAAUGGACAUAUGAAUAUGCAACAACAACCAAUGCAACAACAACAACAACAACAACCACAACAGCAACCAAAUGGACAUAUGAAUAUACAACAACAGCAACAACAACCUCAUCCACCAAAUUUAAAACAACAACCCCAAAUGCAACAUCAUCCUGUAAAUUCUAAUUUUCAAAAUCAAUACAACCAAAAUAUGCUACCUCAACAACAAAUACAAAAUACCAAUUUUAAUCCACAGCAACAACAACAACAACAGCAACAACAACAACAGCAGCAGCAGCAGCAGCAGCAGCAGCAACAGCAACAUGUACCUGUUGGAAAUGCUGGAGCAGCAACUGUGACCACACAAAGUCCACAUCUUUUUAAUGGUCCUGCAGGUCAGUCUCAACAGCAACAACAACAACAACCACAACAGCAACAAAGAGUAAUGACACAACCAGGUCAGUCACCAAUGAUGAACUUACAACAACCAGGACAACAAGGACAACCACAUACACAACCACAACCACAACAACAACAAAUUUCAAUAGCUAUACUAAAUAAACUUGCAACGACCAAUCCACAACUUCAACAACUUCUUGCACUCUACCAGCAAAAGAGUAUGAGAAACAACGAGAUUGACAAGAACCCUGCGUUCCAAAGCGAAUCAGAACAACUUAAAUCGGAAAUGCAGGGAAUAUAUAUACAGAUUCAUCAGACCGCUAAACAACAGAUUAUUGCACAACAACAAGCCCAUGCCCAGGCACAAGCACAAGGACAACAACAGCAGCAACAACAACAACAACAACAUCCAAAUCAACAACCACAACAGCAAUUACAAACCCAACCGAACCAACAAUCAACAAUGAACAUGCAACAACACCCACAACAACAACCACUUCCUUCUGCUAACAUGCCACCUCUUCCCACUGGAAAGAUCGCCGCCAAACAACAAGCGACACAACCAAACAAUACCAUUCCGAAUGCAGGAGUAAUCGGAGGUGCUGCAGUACAGCCACCCGCUCUCAACAGAGGAAACCAACCUCCACCUAACCCAUUCCAACCGGGUGCACCAUCGCCAUUAGUAGCAUCGUCAGCGAAAUUCAGUGCCAAUACACCACCACCACCACCACCUCAAGUACAUCCACAACACCAACAAAACCAACAACCAUCACCACACCUUCCAAGCAAACCAACAAUGCCCGAUCAGAAAUAUUGGGACUCCAUCAAGAAGCUCAAGUCAAUCAUCCCAACUGUCGAACCCAUCAUACAAAACGUCGACUCAUCCAAUCCACAGAUGGCAAACAACAAGAAGCGACUUCUCGAUCUCAUCAACCUAGUCAAGCAAACCAAUGAAACACCUCUUAUUAAAUAUGAAGAUCUUGAAAAUGGUGAGAAAAUGUUGACAACCAUCUAUCAUAAUUUACAAAAUGAAGAACAACAUAUGAAAACCUUUAUUAAUUCACUUAAUGGAACAUCAAACGAUACAUUGUUGUCCAUUGAAAAGGAUAUUCUCUCAACUUUUGAACGAUCAAAGAGAUUCAUUUCCAAUUCCUAUUUGGAUAGGGCCGGUGGAGUUACAUCGAGAACUCAUAUACUAUGGUUCAAGAAUCCAAUUCUUCAUAAUCCAUUCACAGACGCACCACCUAGCAGAGAUAUCACACCAAAGCGUAAAUCAUAUUUAAAGGAACUGGCAGAUUCUGAACUUUACAAAAAGCAAAGAACCUCCAACGAUCCACACGAAAAGAAAAAGUUAUUUAUCAAUGAACUAAAGAAUGAUUUAAUUAAGAAAUCAAAAUUAGAUAAUACACUAUUACCUGCUGUAUUAAUAGAUAAUGAUAGUUCUGAAGUAUCAUCACUGUGGAAAGGAUCUAAAUCGAAUCCACCGCUUUUCAUUCAAAAUACUCCAUCCAUUCAGAUCUCAACGGAUGCAGAACUCUAUUUGGUACAACCACUCUGUAAUUGGCAGUGGGAGAAUGCCGACUCGAUUCUCUCUUACUACAAGCGAUCGUUGGUGCGUGGCGAUCGUAUCAAACAGGAAAUUCAGUCUGCAGUUCAACGCAAUCUCUACACGAUCGAGACGAUACUCGACGAAAAAGAUUCUACUCUCAGACUUCAUUUUACUUUCAAUGAGGAGUCCAAUAGACCACCGGUAACUCUGAUCGUGGAGGUGCCAGAUGCCUACCCAAGUCAACCCGCCCAAUUCAAAUUCCCACUGGAAUACGAAAUUUCACCGUUCCUCAAGAACAUUCAGAAAUCAAUGUUGAGUGAACUCUCAAAGCUACAACAAAAAGCACAACAAAGUAGUCCUUCACCAACAACCUCGUCUACAUCGUCAUCAUCCAACGUCAACAAGGAAAAGAUUGAACAAUCCGAAUCACAUGGAAAUAUCACUGAUAUAUUAGAUAUUUUUGAAGAGUCAAUCAAUAAUUUAAUAGAUGUCUCUUUUUAA
Molecule: messenger RNA, 2835 nt
Organism: Heterostelium album PN500
Lineage: Eukaryota; Evosea; Eumycetozoa; Acytosteliales; Acytosteliaceae
Exons: 5
Coding region: 1-2835 (944 amino acids)
Source: RefSeq, a predicted model, not a curated record